Messenger RNA from Macrosteles quadrilineatus (aster leafhopper), 432 nucleotides. RefSeq names its product D-2-hydroxyglutarate dehydrogenase, mitochondrial-like. The record is from RefSeq and is a predicted model, not a curated record. The transcript is spliced from 3 exons. Gene Ontology annotation, cellular component: mitochondrion. Gene Ontology annotation, molecular function: flavin adenine dinucleotide binding; catalytic activity. The coding region runs from base 1 to 432 and encodes 143 amino acids. Lineage: Eukaryota; Metazoa; Arthropoda; Insecta; Hemiptera; Cicadellidae.
AUGGCAACUAUCUGGCAGUUGAGGGAGAGGAUUGCCGAAGCCCUGCAGAGGAAUGGAUUCGUUUACAAGUACGAUGUUUCACUGCCACAUAACAGCUUCUAUCAACUGAUACCUGUCCUGCAAGACAAACUAAAAGGAACCGAUGCUAAAAUUGUCUCAGGCUAUGGACAUUUAGGUGAUGGGAACCUGCACCUGAACAUCUGUGCGCCUCAGUUCAGCCCAGAGCUGCUGGCCAAGAUAGAACCGUUUGUCUAUGAGUGGAUAAGUGAGCGAGGAGGCAGCAUCAGUGCUGAACACGGCAUCGGCUUCAAGAAGACCAAGUUCUUACGAUACUCCAAGUCUGACGCAGCCAUCCACACCAUGAGACAGAUCAAACAGCUCAUGGAUCCCAAGGGCAUUCUCAACCCCUACAAAGUUCUGCCUAUGGAAUAG